GCCCGGCGGGGACGGGGCUUCCGGGUGGCGGCGGAGGGAUGGAGUCGGCGGCGGGGGGAGGCGGAGGCGGCUUCCGUGCCAGCGUGACCCCGCUGCCAUCCCACAGAGCACCAGCACUGCCGCUACAACCCUCUGCGGGAUGAGUGGGUGCUGGUGUCCGCGCACCGCGUGAAGCGGCCCUGGCAGGGACAGCUGGAGAAGCCCCCCCCCGAGGACGUGCCCCGCUGGGACCCCAAGAACCCUCUCUGCCCUGGGGCCACCCGGGCCAAUGGCGAGACUCCAUUUCUCACCCCUACAGGUGAACCCACACUAUGAGGGCACCUUUGUCUUCCCCAAUGACUUCCCCGCGUUGCAGCCUGAUGCUCCCGAGCCUGAUGAAGGUGACCACCCUCUGUUCCGAGCAGCAGCUGCCCGGGGUGUGUGCAAGGUGAUGUGCUUCCACCCACACUCCGACCUGACGCUGCCCCUCAUGUCGCUGCUGGAGAUCCGGGCAGUGAUUGAUGCGUGGGCAGAGCUGGAGGCAGAGCUGGGGGCCUCCUACCCCUGGGUGCAGAUCUUCGAGAACAAAGGGGCGAUGAUGGGCUGCUCCAACCCACACCCGCACUGCCAGGUGUGGGCCAGCAGCUUCCUCCCCAACGAGGCACGCCUGGAGGAGCGGACGCAGCGGCAGCACCACAGCCAGCAUGGUGUGCCCAUGCUGCUGGAGUACGCUGAGCAGGAGGCUCAGCGAAAGGAGCGGCUGGUGGUGGAGAACGAGGACUGGCUGGUGGUUGUACCCUACUGGGCCACCUGGCCUUUCCAGACCCUGCUCCUGCCCCGCCGCCAUGUCCUCCGCCUGCGGGACCUGUGUGACAGCGAGAGGGACAGCCUGGCCUCCAUCAUGCGGCGGCUGCUGAUCAAGUAUGACAACCUCUUCCAAGUCUCCUUCCCCUACUCCAUGGGCUGGCAUGGAGCCCCUACAGGCCCCCACCUGCAGGAGGACUGUGGGCACUGGCAGCUCCAUGCCCAUUACUACCCGCCGCUGCUCCGCUCCGCCACCGUCCGCAAGUUCAUGGUGGGCUACGAGAUGCUGGCACAGGCACAGCGGGACCUCACCCCUGAGCAGGCUGCAGAGCGGCUGAGAGCCCUUCCCGAGGUGCACUACAAGCUGAAGCCUCAGUAGACGGUGCGUGGUGCUGCCCAGACCUGAGGUGCAGUGGAGGGCUCAGCCAAGGCCUUUCAGCUUCUUCUGAGCUUCCUCAUGGACUGUGGCUUCCCCCGCCCUUAUCCUGCCACAUCCCUGCACAGUCACAAUGCUGAAGGGUUUGCCUUCCUCCCAGUCUGGUCUUACUGGUGGAACCGGGAGCAGUGCCCAAUAAACCUACAAGCAAAGUGCCUCUGGCUGUGCCCUGCUGGCUUCUGGCCUGUUAGGAGGAACCCCAGCUGCUUGGGGGGGGGUAACCUGGGGGCUGCAGGGGAUGAGCUGCUCGCCACUGUCUCUGCAUUGCCUCCUUGUCCUCCCUGGGGGGAGCUCUGGGCCUGCUGAGCUGCCUUGCAGGCUGAGGAGCAGGAGGCUGCCUCAGGUACAUCCAUCUCCUAGGCAGGGGUGGAGGCUGGCAAACACUGCUCCUGUUCCUUCUCACCAUCUGGGGACACAACCAUCAUCCUGCGUGCCUGGGUACUCAGGAUGCAGAGUGGGGCUGGAUGCAGCGUGUGAGCUGGGGGAUGCAGCAGGCAGCUCUGUGGUCUGCAUCCCCCUGCAGCCCCAUCCACUCUGAUGCCCCACAGCUGUUCCAGGGGUUUGUCCCGUGGGGAUGCCCAGUGCAUGGAGCACCAUCUGCCGCCACAUCCUCAUGCAAUUCUAUUUUAAUUGUCACCAAAGAGCCAUUCUCAUAACUCCCUAAUGAGGCCCAUAGUGUUUUGAAGUCUGAGAGUGGUCCCCUGGGGGCCAGAAAUCUCUUGCAAGCAGGGAGAUUCUCCUCUACAGGACUAAUCUGCUACUUCCAAGACAGCACCUUGUGGGAAGUGCCACGUGUCCCUGUCUAUGCAUUGUUCCCACAUCUCUGCCUGUGGAAGGCUGGAUGCUGUCUCCAUCCUCCCCGUGAUGUCCCCAUACCUCCUCCUGAAGUCCCCAUCACCUCCAGUGUCCCCAUCCUCACUCCUCUGUCCCUAUCCCCUCUAGUGUUCCUGAUGACCCCAUCGCAGAGCCCAUGAGACAUCCCUACCAUAAUUCCACACGUGUCCCCCAUGCCCAGCAGGUCCCAGAAUUUUGGGGAGGAGGUGGUGGAUGGCAGCAUGUCGGGGUGAUGAUCCACCACCCCUGCAUCCCCCCAUUCCCCUUCUUCCUCACAACAAGUGCACGCUCACGGCAAUCACAGACCCUGCCCGGCUCUUCCCCAGGGCCCUGGAAAAGUGGCAAUGAAUUGGCUUAAAUGUGGGAAUCCAGAUUGGGGUAAUUAGCCGCCGAACCGGUUGUAACGAGGCUCGUCACCCCCCUGCACGCGCAGUUAGCUCUGAUUUAAUAGCCCACCGGCUCUCAGCCCGGGCCGCUGUGCGUCAGCCCGGGGCCGUAAAUGAAACUUGCAGUAAGUCAAGCGGUAUUAAACUUUACAGUCACCGUCUUUAAAAACGAGACUCUUUCUCUAAUAAAUCAGAGCAAGUGGGAUUGUAAAUAUCAGGGCAGGAUCUGUAUUGCUUAAUUAAACAGAACCUAAUGAACA
Molecule: messenger RNA, 2699 nt
Organism: Gallus gallus (chicken)
Lineage: Eukaryota; Metazoa; Chordata; Aves; Galliformes; Phasianidae
Gene: GALT
Product: galactose-1-phosphate uridylyltransferase
Exons: 11
Coding region: 269-1162 (297 amino acids)
Biological process (GO): beta-D-galactose catabolic process via UDP-galactose, Leloir pathway
Cellular component (GO): cytoplasm
Molecular function (GO): zinc ion binding; UDP-glucose:hexose-1-phosphate uridylyltransferase activity
Source: RefSeq, a predicted model, not a curated record